Molecule: messenger RNA, 1635 nt
Organism: Mixia osmundae IAM 14324
Lineage: Eukaryota; Fungi; Basidiomycota; Mixiomycetes; Mixiales; Mixiaceae
Exons: 6
Coding region: 1-1635 (544 amino acids)
Source: RefSeq, a predicted model, not a curated record
AUGGUCAAACCACUCGACUAUAUCUUGACACCCGGUGAGGCCCAGCAGCUCACUCACUUCAUCGCUGCACGUGGCCACCAGCCGACCUUACUCAAGUCUCUCUCGUCAGAGCCAACAGAGCACGACGAGGUUCCCUUCAAGACGGACGACGACUAUGCGCUUGCACGAGUAUUGCCGGCUGUCUCGAGGCGGACACUUCGCAUAUUCGCAUUCGUCUUUGCAGCUACGAGCGUGACAGAGAAUGCUCUGACCAUUGCAUUGAAGCGCAGAUGGCCGACCUUCAAGCCAGCGUCAGCCAUGCGUCUGGCGCUCUUUGUCGCGUCAUACAGCGCGGUCUAUCGCUUGUCGUUGCGCUACUUGCUCGUUGCGCUACCGAAGCUCGUCGCUCGAAGAUAUCCACGAAUGAGAGGAGCGAGUGUGUCCCGAGACUCAGAGAGGCGAACGACGAAGCGCAGUCUCUAUUCGCGCGGUAUGCUUAGACUGCUUUCCUCGCCAUAUCUGCCGCCUGCGCUGGCCGGCCUCCUUGCUGGACCAACCAUUCUGCUCGACGCGUCAGGACAACGGCGCAUCACGGUGGUACUCUACGCUUUGACGAGAUCGAUUCAGGCUGCCUAUGAUGGCAUGAUCCAAUCCGAAUGGCUUCCUGCGACUCUACGCGAGCGACGAUUGCUAUGGGGUGGACACAUCCUCUUUGCACUCUGCAAUGCCCAACUCCUGCAUGCCUUUGUCUUCCAUCCCGACUGCUUCCCCAAGGCCUACUCUGACUUUAUACUCGGUCAUAGCAAGGUGUACAUUCCGAGCAAACCGGCCUUUUUGCCACCCGCUGCCAGCUGGCCAACGCCUCGAGAGACUGUCAACACGAUCGCCAAGAUUGCCAGCGACAAGAAACCGUACCCCGCUUUCGAUAGUCCCCUGCUGCAUCCGGAAGCAGGCAAGAGCAUGCUACCGGCUGAUGGCCGAUUCGAUACAGUCAAGCCAAUACUGGACAUGCUCGCUCACCCCGGCCAUACACGUCUGGUCAGUGCGAUAUUGCAUCCUGCCGAGCCUAGUGGAUGGGAGACUUUCAAAGCUCACAUGUCUGCCGAAUUACCGCCCAGCCUACGCUUCAUGAGCAUCCUCAGCGGUCUGGGCAUGCUCUUGCGCUACAAGAAAGUCCUUCGAGACCCGGAGAAUGCAGUCUACAGCUUUGUCACCUCCACGCUCGGCGGCAGCAUCUUCCUGUCAGGCGCGAUAGGCUCUGCCUGGGCUUCAAUCGAUCUCUUUGGCAAGUAUCUAUCGCCCCGUACUUUACCAAAAGAGCGUUGGUAUUUGCAAGGCUUUUUGGCCGGAUUGUUCGUACUUUUCCAACGCAAUCGUGCGACCGAUCUCGCAAUCUAUACUGCCCGAUUGUCAAUCCAGUCCGCGUGGCAGAUUGCAGUCAAACGCAGGCGAGUCAAACCAAUUCCAAACGGCGAAGCGAUUUACUUUGCCUUGUCGACUGCGCUUCUCAUGGCCCUUUUCGAAGUCAAGCCCAAGAGCAUCCGCUCCGGUCUGAUACAGUCUCUACUGACACAGAUCAUCGGCCCAAGCAAAGCAGCAAGCAAGCCUCAGCCGGAAGAGACUGAAGAAGGCGAGUCCGAUGAGGGCUCCCAGUGA